CUCCAGAGCGUGUGAAUAUUCCAGCCCCAGCUCAGCUUCUAACCCUGCUCCAACCUGCACAACCAAAGCAUGCUUUCCAGCCUCUAGAGCGGAGCCCAUCGCCGCUGCCGCUGCCGCUGCCGCUGCCGCCGCCGCCACCACUGCCUCUGCUGCUGCCGCCGCUGCUUUUUAGAUCCCUCUGCAAUCUGGCUGUCUAGAUAUAGACGACAUACGCCUUUACCAAAAGUGUGUGUGGAAUCGACUUUCUAUCUGAACACUACAUCCAAGGAGGUAUCUAAACGUUCCGGGACCAAGAAGAUACAAUGUUCAGGAGGUUGUUUCAGCAAUGGAGCUUUGCGGUGUUUCUGCUGAGUUACUCUGUUCCCUCUUGUGGGAGAUCAGUGGAGGGGCUCAGCCGCCGACUCAAAAGAGCUGUAUCGGAGCACCAGUUCCUCCACGACAAAGGGAAGGUUAUUCAAGAUUUACGACGAAGAAUCUUUCUUCAAAAUUUGAUUGAAGGCAUUAACACAGCUGAAAUCCGAGCUACCUUAGAGGUUUCUCCUAACCCCAAACCUGCUACCAACACAAAGAACUAUCCUGUCCGGUUUGGAAGUGAAGAUGAGGGGAGGUACCUAACUCAGGAGACCAACAAGGCACAGACCUAUAAAGAGCAGCCACUGAGGACAUCUAACAAGAAAAAGAAAGGCAAGCCUGGGAAGCGCAAGGAACAGGAAAAGAAAAAACGGCGAACUCGAUCAGCCUGGUUAAACUCGGGAGUAGCUGGGAGUGGGGGUGAAGGGGUUCACCUAUCAGACAUCUCUGGGACUACGCUGGAUCUCAACUUAUGUACAGAAAACCUAUGGGGUUUGAAAGACAGAUGAAAACAACACGAGAACACAUCAGAUGCAACCAAUGAUUUCUUACCAUUCAAUACUCCCCCUCCAUCCCACCAAUCUUUUUCAAGUUCUCUGGCAGAUAGCAGUACAGAAUGAUUUGUUUUUAGGCAAUUCUGAACCUGAUACUCAGCAUCACUUCCUGAGUUAACUGACUAAAAUUUAGUUUGUAUAUUAUAACAAAUGUCAAGUUAUUUUAUGUCAUUAGGAUAGCUUAAAGAGUAAGCGAUGUCAUCACUGAAGACUGCUUGGGUUCAAUGAAUGACCUAGCACAAAUACUGAAUGCAUCUGUAAGUUACAAGGCCUAUAUAUCUUAGCUCAUUUGCUGAUAAUUAGUAAAUAUCUUCAGCAUGUUUUAGAUAUAUUCCUACAUGUACAUAUGCAUGAAAGUGAGUAAUGAAAACCAGUAAAUUUUAUUAUUAGGUUCCAUUGCUAUUUUAUUACUUCUACAUAUGCUAGAGAUCUGAAAAAGGCAACAUAAAUACUUUAUUAUGGAUUUUAUUGGCUGACAGUUUAAGUUUUCAGUGCCCUUGAGUGUCUAGAGAAACUAUGAAAAUAAGCACCAGUUCUUGUACCAAGGGCCCAAAAGAAACCAGAGUAGAUCAAGUGAAAAUUAGACAUUGGCCUAAUGCAAUUAGGUCUCACACCCACACAUGUCUGCCAUGUGAAACUUUGCCCACAAGAUUGGCAGUCAAUCCAAUGCCUAAUAGGCUAAAAAGAAAUAUCUGUUUCUUCUCUCUAUUCUCUUAUUGUUAGAGGUCUCGUGGGACUGUUUUCUUGUGUGCUAUAGCCAGAAAUUUAUAUUCUCUUAAUGUAGUAUGGCAAACUGUAGAAGAAAGUGGAUUGGGUAGGAGGGGGAAGAGAUGGCAUUGUUAAAAAUGGAUGGGGCCAUACAAAUUUUUAAGCAUGUGGAAUAAUAAGCCAUAUGAAAUUUGUUUGGCUGAUAUAUCUCUUCAGUUUAUAUUUAAGAAAUGUAAGUGUAUUUUAUGUUCUUUUUCAGCAUUGAGAUAAGCCAAAUAAAAGUUUUUUCAGAUACAAGUAUUUUAGAAAACCAUACAGAAGACCAUCAGGGGGAGGAGGCAUUUAACCAUUUCUUAAUGCCCCGUCCUUUUUCUGUGGGUGGGAGGGGAAGACGUUAUUAACAAAAUUGUCUGACAAUGGAAAAAAAUAGAAACUGGUAAAGCCAUAAGCUUGAAACAUUUUAUAACAUCUAUAGAGUUUUGGUCCUUUAAAAACUAUCAAGCUAAUCUUUUGUUUCUUUUCAUAUGGCAUGCAUAGUAAGAAAUGUAUUGCUUUACCUUCUAAG
Dromiciops gliroides (monito del monte) is the source of this 2178-nucleotide messenger RNA. It is a transcript of the gene PTHLH, whose product is annotated as parathyroid hormone like hormone. Gene Ontology annotation, biological process: bone mineralization; osteoblast development; adenylate cyclase-activating G protein-coupled receptor signaling pathway. The record is from RefSeq and is a predicted model, not a curated record. Gene Ontology annotation, cellular component: extracellular region. Gene Ontology annotation, molecular function: hormone activity; peptide hormone receptor binding. The transcript has 4 exons. Lineage: Eukaryota; Metazoa; Chordata; Mammalia; Microbiotheria; Microbiotheriidae. The coding region runs from base 303 to 860 and encodes 185 amino acids.